Messenger RNA from Aspergillus sclerotioniger CBS 115572, 2002 nucleotides. RefSeq names its product putative CECR1 family adenosine deaminase. Bases 50 to 1747 code for a protein of 565 amino acids. Gene Ontology annotation, molecular function: adenosine deaminase activity. The record is from RefSeq and is a predicted model, not a curated record. The transcript is spliced from 2 exons. Gene Ontology annotation, biological process: adenosine catabolic process; inosine biosynthetic process. Lineage: Eukaryota; Fungi; Ascomycota; Eurotiomycetes; Eurotiales; Aspergillaceae.
ACUCCACCAUUUUCAGACCACUGCGCACGGUGUACUUAAUCUGCACAAUAUGGAGACGAACGACAUUGAGUGGGAAGCCGAGGAAGGAAUUCCCCAUGCCGAUGAUCCUUUCAUCCAACAAUACCUGCGGGGUCGGAAUUCGCUCAUCCUGGAGGAGCAAAAGCAGCGACAUGAUUUCAACCUCUCCAAGGCUCUGCCGCCUCUGGCUGCUAGAGCUUGCAAGAUUGUUUCCAAGAUUCGCGAUCGGGAACUACACCAACUGUAUUCGCCAGGUUCAGAUGAACGGAAUGCUCAACUUUCUAUGGGCAUGCCGAUACACCCAGGUGUCAUGUCACUAGAUUGGAAUGAGGUAGAGAAGACCGAUUUGUGGAAAAUUGUCAAGCACAUGCCUAAAGGAUCUCUUUUGCAUGCGCCGUUUCAUGCUGCAAUCAAACCUGAUUUUCUAAACGAGUUGGCGUUCUCUACUCCGGGCAUUUGUGUCUAUGCGACACGCCCUUUGAUAUCUCAGGGUGAUUUGAAUGAGGCGCCAUUCUUCUUCCAGUACUCAUCGGCUUCGACGAAGGAUACAGAAGCCAGACCUACCAUAUGGUCAGCUUCAUACAAGCUCUCAAGCCUCAUCCCAAUAUCAAAGGCGGCCUCUUCUUUCCCGAGUGGGGGAGAAACCGGGUUCCGUACGUGGCUGCAGAGCCGCUUUCACUCCGUGGCAGGCUGUUCGGAUCACCAUAGCCGUGCAAUGCCCCUCGUCAAUUCUCUCCUGAGCUAUGAGCCUAUAUUGCGUGCAUGUCUGUACCAUGUCUUCUCUCAUCUGGUCGGCGACGGGAUCAGAUACGCGGAAUUCAGAACCACCUUUAACUUCCCUUAUCGCAAGGAAGGAAAGGAUAUCCCGGAGGAUGAUUAUAGCGAAUGGUGCCAUGUGUUUCAGGAAGAGCUAGCAAAAUUUCAGAAAACUGACGAGGGGAGGAAACUUUACGGAGCUCGCAUUAUAUGGACCAGUCUGCGCUCAUUGCCAAAGCGAGAGAUUGUUGAGAGUAUGAAAAAUUGCAUCCUGGCAAAGUAUGAUUAUCCAGAUACGAUUUGCGGGUUUGACAUAAUAGGGGACAAGAGUAAUGAGAAGCCGCUCACUGAUCUGGUCCCCAUAUUAUUCUGGUUUCGCAAAGAGUGUUCUGCGGAGGGACUCGAAAUCCCGUUCUUUUUCCAUGCUGGUGAAUCUCUGAAAACUGGGGGCCAGGCAGAUCAAGGGUUAUUCGAUGCCAUAUUGCUUGGGUCGCGGAGAAUAUGCCAAGGGCUUUCGCUCUGUCAGCACCCUUUAGCGAUCGAGAUGGUCAAAGAAAAGAAGAUACUGAUUGAAUGCAGCCCGAUCUCAGAUGAGAUGCUUGGACUCACAGACAGCAUCCAGACCCAUCCUCUGCCCGCCUUGUUAUCCCGUGGCGUUCCCGUCUGUCUAGGUGCCAGUGCGCUGGGCUUGUCCGGGGGUAGGACAACCGGAUUGACACGGCAGUUUUGGCGAGCAGUUCAAGGACUUGACAGUAUGGGUCUUACAGGCCUCGCAAUGAUGGUGGAGAACUCCAUCCGGUGGAGCUGCUACCAAGAUCAGCCCACGGCGGAGUGGCUGUCCGAUCUGCGGGAAGGGAUCUUGGGGGAAGGGACGAGGGCUAGCCGUUUGCAGGAAUGGUAUGCAGACUUUGAGAGCUUCUGCCAGUGGGUUACGGUGGAAUUUGCGGAGGCGGAAGUCGACGAACCAAUUUGACUUGAACCCAUCGAGGUUCAUGCACAUACCGACCGAAUAAUCCCUUUUCCACUGCAGGGAAAGGGGGAAUGGAGAGCGCGUGCUUAAUUAUGUAACCAACGGCAUGCCGAGAUGAGUCAGGAGAUGCUAGUGAGUUAUUAGAACUAAUAUGCAACACAUCAACGGUUUCAGCCUUUCAGGAGGGGACCUUUGGUCACAGCAGUUACAUACUAUGUAAUACGAGGUGGUAGGUACUGCGACGUGUUAGUCGUCGAU